Messenger RNA from Larimichthys crocea (large yellow croaker), 1650 nucleotides. RefSeq names its product ALK and LTK ligand 2a (gene alkal2a). Gene Ontology annotation, biological process: positive regulation of ERK1 and ERK2 cascade; positive regulation of ERK5 cascade. The transcript is spliced from 6 exons. NCBI's taxonomy places the organism in Eukaryota, Metazoa, Chordata, Actinopteri, Sciaenidae. Gene Ontology annotation, molecular function: receptor tyrosine kinase binding; receptor signaling protein tyrosine kinase activator activity. The record is from RefSeq and is a predicted model, not a curated record. The coding region runs from base 864 to 1352 and encodes 162 amino acids.
AAAACUAUAAGUGCAAUAAGUUUUAAAAAACCGUGCCUAAUUAAUUUUCUAAGAGUCAUCCUUAAACGGUGCUUGAUUGUGUUUCAAUCCCCAUGAUGGACGUAAAGUGCGCAAUGGCUCUAAAUGAAGUUAUGAGACUCGCAAGGAGGAUAUGGGAACAUUUCCACUGAGAUGCCGGUAUCUGAGCUAUACUGGGCUUAUUGGAAAUUUCAGUGGAAGUAUUAGUGGGAAAAACGCUUCCUGUAACUGCGUAUCGCAAAGAUAAAUGGAGUAACGGAAAGGAGGGAGGGGGAGCGCAGAAAACUUCACACGGCGCUCAAUUGAUGGCCAGUCAACUCAAGUGAUCUUUCCGCUUCAGGAGUGCCAAUAAUGCGUCUUAUUGUCAUCACAGACACGGCGGAGUAACUCACAAGGGACAAGUCACCGCGUCUGCGAGACAGAAUAAAAAGUGAGCCUCACUUCAGGACGACCGAUCUGCUACUUCAGCGAGGACGCACACGGGGGCUUUGGAGCACCGGAUCCACAGGCUUUUGGUCCACUCUCUUCCCCAUACAGUCGGCCGGUGUGUUCAGGAGAUGACCGCAGAUGCUCAGCGAGUACUCAUAUGACUGCAGCUUUGAUGUUUCCUACAUGAGAGCAGAGUUUAAGGGGGAAUAUUCCGGACUGGAGAAGGAACCUAAACUAAAGUUGCGCACAGUGUUUUAUUUCCAUUUUCAUCGUUGUUGGACGUUCGGGAGGUAAUCACACAUCACUGGGAAAAGACUAUCGAGGAUUGAAGGUGUCCGGUUAAACUUUAAUUUCCCAGAGGCCCUGGAGAAGGAGUUCACUUCUUUUUUUCUUCCUCCUCUCACUCCACGGAAGCUAUGAACGGACUGCGCAGGCACUUCAAUAUGGGACUGGUGCUACUGAUGUGCACGCUGACCGGCCACAGCAGCGACAGUGCGCCCUCGCCGGCUCCAAAUGCAGCUGCAACCGGCAGAGACGCGCAGCAGGGCACAAGGCGGAUAGUAGAGAUCGUGAAACACGUGGAGGACAGCCGGGUGCGCCACAGCACGAAAACGAAAACCCCGUUUACAACUCAAGAGAGGAUCGCCCCGGUGGAACCAAAGGAUUUACGCAACUUGAAAACAGACAGAGGGGAUCCGGCUGUUGCCGUAUUCCCCAGAGUUCCCAGUAAGAAACUGGAUUUCCUGAAAUACUUAACAGGUCCGCUGGUCUUCAGUCCUAAGUGCAGGAAGCAUGUGUACAGACUCUACCACCACACCAGAGACUGCACGAUACCUGCAUACUUCAAAAGAUGCGCACGGCUUCUCACACGACUAGCCGGCAGCCCACAGUGCACAGAGGGGUAGCACACACAAGGUUGAAGCCAAACAUAAGUUCUCCAGAAGAAAAAAAAACUUGGGAAAAAAGUGCCUUGGACAGUAAGAGGGAAGCCUUAAAUACUCUGACCAUCCCCAACUGAUAUUAGGCACCGUACUGCCCUUCAGUGAGGUCUGUUCUGCUAAGGCUUGGAUUACUGCCACCCAACGCUCUGGCUGGGCCUCGAUGGGAUGAUUGUCACCACGAGGGAGCAACAAAACCAGACCAAGAAAAUGAUGGUGACACUGAACAGUGGAGAAGAAGAAGAAGAAAAAAAGAAAAAAGAAA